This is a messenger RNA of Hansenula anomala, 1224 nucleotides long. RefSeq names its product RING finger protein. The transcript has a single exon. The coding region runs from base 1 to 1224 and encodes 407 amino acids. NCBI's taxonomy places the organism in Eukaryota, Fungi, Ascomycota, Saccharomycetes, Phaffomycetales, Wickerhamomycetaceae. The record is from RefSeq and is a predicted model, not a curated record.
AUGUUACUAUUUAAAUACCUGCCAACAAUAUUCCUUUUGAUCUUUGGUACAGAAGCUUUGUUUGGGUUUUUAAUUCCUGCUGCUAUUUUUGGAGGUUUGAUGACCCAUAGUUCACACGGCAGUGAAGACUCUUCAGAUUCAACAACAACAUAUGAUCACACCACGAAAGAGACACAAACGACAACUUCAAACAUACCCACAGUCACACCAACUCAGGCAUCAAGUUCUAAAGAUGACGCUCACUCUCAGAAAGCUGUAAAAAAACUUGACAUGAUUGUGUUGAUAGUUUUAGGACAUGUUCUUGCUUCUGCAAUAUCAGGCUUCUGUCUUAAAUAUUUAAUGACUAGUUUUGAAACGAGAAAACUCAAUGUAACACGAGAUGCAGCUGUGAGAAACUAUUCAAAGGCAAAAAUUUGGUUCAAAACAUACAUUUGCUGGCAAGCGUUGCUCAUUAUGAUUGUUUCAAUCCCUAUCUGGUUCAUCGUCUUGUCAUUCUAUAUAUUAGUUAUAAUCAGCUACUUAGUUGAAAAAGUUGAAAGAAGACAGUCCAAAAAGAAGAGAGCUGAUGAUAUUGAGCUUGGAAUUGUACGGAAUGUUCAUUUUGAAAAAGUUACAAGAUCCAACAUUGAUAACUAUAUUCCUCAAUAUCACUCUCAAGUGUCUAAAAACUUUAAUUUUCUUUUGUUUGAGAGAAGUUUUUGCAGGACUAUUCUGUAUAGUGAAUACCGUGAAAUGAAAGCUAGAAGAGUUUCCCAGGAGGUUGAAACAGAUGAGCAGAAUGACUCGACUGGUGAGCAGUCUAAAUCGAAGUUACAGAGCGAUUCAGAUUCAAGUGCAGCUACAAUUGAUGGCCAACCAGAGACAGAUACACGUAUCAGCGCCGAUAUGAUUGUUAUCGAUGAUAUAAAUACUGGUAUUUACGAGUCUUCCACAAUAGAUAGAAAUGAUCAGAGCACGAACGAUGAGCGAUUUUGUGUUAUAUGCUUAGACGAGUACGAUGAUCAAGAUAGAAUAACAAUUUUGCCUUGUGGUCAUUAUUUCCAUUGCCAGUGUCUCAUAGAGGCAACUAAAGCCCAAAGUCGAUACAACAAUGCUGGAUUAAUAUUUCCAUAUCCUUAUAAUCUAAGGUGUCCGUUAUGUCAGUUGCAUGUGUUGCGUUUCUAUUUGUUUUAUCGGGAGCAUAAGUUGAAUCCUAAUGAAGUGAAGUUUGCAAAUACUAGAUAG